UGAGCCGUCUCGCGAGCAGGACACCAAACGCGGAGGCUGACAUAUCCUGUGGCCAGGAACUUCCACUUGGGAACCAGGAACCCAGGCCCUACAGAACCCAUAUAGCUUUUCUAACUAACUUCUCCCGGCCAAGGUGUGCGUGUGCGCGAGUGUGGCGGUGUGUGUGCGUGUGUCCCUGUGCGUGUGCGUGUGUGUGCGUAGCCGUGUUGCUGGCCAAACAAAAGCCAAAAUAAGUGACAAAUAAAUUUGAAACAGCUCUUAACGCACGCUACCCGAAAAUAUAUACAUUUUACGUUGAAAAAUAUUACACUUACUUUCAAUCAAAAACAAAAAAAAUUUUUGGACCAGCAGAGCUCCUGCGCCCGAUUUCGAAUCGAAAGCCAAAAAACCGAAUGCACAUCGACGGCGCCCAAUAAAUCGAGCAGCAUGAUUCCGACUCGGAGAGGCUGAUGAUGAUGAUUUAGGAUUGGUUAAGGAUCUGGAACUGUAGGUGUAGCCACAGUCGAAUUCCCGAAACCGAAUUCGAAGCCCAACCUGCAGAUGAAGCUGAAGGCGGUGGCUGGAGAACGGAAAUGAAAUCAAAUCGCACAGGAGCAGCUGCAGCCGGCGGCAAUAAUAAUAACGUUUGUGAAUUAUGGCCCAAGUUAAUUAAAAGCCAGGAGCGGAACUAGAGCUGCACAUAAAUCAAUCCGGAUCGAGAGAACUCGGGCGCAACAUGUAGAAUGCUGCUGGAAUGCCAAUAUCCCCAUGUCAAUGCCUAUUUACAUGGCCAAUGAAAAAUGGCCAUCAGCGGUGGGAAUAAUACACAAUACAUGGCCCAGAAGAGAAGCGAAAACAAUCCAAAUCGGUAUGACUUAAAGCGGCUUACCAACGUGCAGAACAAAGCAAACAUUACGUAUACGCAACGUCCGACACGGCGGAUGCAUGAUUAAUUGCACUUUAAAUACACACGGAAUACGAACGGAAAACCCAUUCUCAAUCAAGGAAAAAACCAGAGGUAAAAAAGCCGUCAAAAUGUUGCCAACAAAUGUGAUGUCGUUCAUGAAGAAGAUGGUGGCCACCGAUGAGCAGACCAGCGAACGGCAGCAACAUGCAGCGGACUCGGGGGGCGGGGCCUCCCAAACGGGGGCCCUGAACAAGAUGAAGGCUACGAUUUCCUCCUCGCUGCUCACCGUCACAGACAAAGUUAAUAAAAUGUCGCCACGCCCCUCGUUGGUGCCGACGGAUGCGGAUACCAGCGGCAGUUACGGCUCGCCCAGCUAUCAAAGCCAGCAGCAGCAGCAGCAGCAGCAGGACUCCGGCAGCAGUCUGAAUAACAAUAAUAACAAUAGUGGCAGCACUGCUGGAGGCGGAGGGGGCGGGGCGGCGGCCAAACAGGAGCCAGGACGAAGGGCCGGAGCCUGCAGGGUGUGCCUCAAGUCCUUCAAGCCGGACGACUACCACAAGACGUGCUUCGAGUGCCAGCAGCGAGUGUGCGAGGACUGUGCCAGCUACAGCAAGCUGGACGAGCACGAGGAUGCGACCAUGUGGCGCUGCAGCGUGUGCCGCCGGAAAAUGGCCUCGCGGGUGUGCAUUCCGCAGGACUCGACGGACUCCAUGCUGGACGUCCCGGUGCUGGAGGCACUGCAGCGGCGCCACUCGGACGCCAAGCUGGGCAGCAGCACGCAAACGCUGGCGCCCAGCAACGGAGCCGCCCUCGCCAUUCCGAGAAGUCCCGAGCUGCGCCGCCACUCGGACGUUUCGCCAGCCUCGCUCAAGGAGCUGGAAAGGCAAAUGAAAGGUGGCCGCAGCAUGGCGCCCAGUCGCUCCAACAGUCCGCCGAGGGGCGAUGGCCAGGACGGGCAGCCCCCCUUCGGUGCGCCCCUGUCGCGCAUGCAGUCGCGAAGGGGAUCGCGGGUGGCGCGGCAGCACAGCUACGAUGACGACAUGAAGACCGGACCCGUGGGCGGCAGCAUGGGCGGCGGUGGUCCGGCGUUGGGCCUGGGGGCGGAUGGAGCGGGCCUCGGCAUUCCGGCUAUGCCGCGCAGGAAGUCCGCCUAUGAUGUGUUUGCCCCCGGGCUGACGCAGGGAGGCGCCACGCCCGCCACGCAGCUGCAGAGGUCACCGGGCGAGGCCGGCAUCAUGCCGCCCAUCCAGCUGCCCGGAUCCAGGAGACCCUCGUUCCGGGUGCCACAUCCCUCGGAGGACAUCCAGAACGACGACUCGCCGGGCUCGCCGGAUAAGGGAAGCCCCAUCCUGACCGUCGACGAUGACCGACGGAUGCGGCGACGCGGUUCCCAGCUACCCGACAUAGCGAUGCUGCAGAAUCGUGGCGCUCUGCCGGCGGUGCCACCGUCCUCGAUUCCGCCGCCCAUGGCCUCGUUCACGGGCCCCAAUCUAGAGGAUUUGGAGGCGCCGCGGCGGCAAACAUCAAUGGACGGCGAGGCCAUACGGAUCGUCAUUCACGACGUGGAUUCGGGCCCGAUUUGUGCAUCUAAGCGGCGCAUCAUUCUGCGCCGGGAUCCCACGGACAAGGCGCACCGCACACGUGGCUUUGGGAUGCGAGUGGUUGGCGGAAAGACCGGAGCCGAUGGCCGUCUGUUUGCCUACAUUGUGUGGACCGUGCCAGGAGGAGCGGCCGAGAAGAACGGCCUGCAGCAGGGCGACAAGAUACUAGAGUGGAACGGAAUGUCGCUGAUCGACCGGAGUUUCGAGGAGGUGUGCUCCAUCAUGGACCGCACCGGGGACAUUGUGGAGCUUUUGGUGGAACACGCCACGGAUUUCAGGAUGUGCGAUCUGUUCGACGAGAACCUGCCGCCCGGCAAUGCCGGCGGUCAGAGCGGACCUCGGCGAUCCGGAGACGGUCCCGUCGGCCUCGGCCUCAUAGCGGAACCCGAAACCACCACAGACAAAUCACCAGCAUCGCCAACUAGACGGAAAUUACCAAAAACUCCGGAGCAAAUUGCCCGCGAGAAGCUGGUCACCGGGAGGGUGCAGAUCCAGGUGUGGUACCAUGCGGAGCGCAACGAGCUGGUCGUCUCCCUGAUGGCCGGCGACGACCUGGCAUUGCGGGAUGAGGCCUACGGACACGGCAAUCUGCCCGAGGCGUAUGCCAAGGUCCGCAUCCUGCCGAAGUGCGGUGAUGGCAGCGUGCAGCAAACGGAGGUCAGCCGACCCACACAGAAUCCCAUUUGGAACGCCACACUGACCUUCGGUCAUGUGAGGGCCGACACCUUGAUGGAUCGCUACAUAGACAUUCAGCUGUGGGACCUGGUGCCCCACACCGAGUCCAUUUUCCUGGGCGAGUGCAGCAUCGAGCUGCAGCAGGCCUUCCUCGACGACCAGGCCAUCUGGUGCCGGCUGGAGGAUACCAAGGGGUUGCGUGGCAUUAGCAUUAGCAAGUCGCCAAGUGUUUCGCCACGCGGCUCCAUUGCAGCCGGCGCUGGGGCACCCAGUGGCGAUGUGACCCGGUUGCUGCGUCGCGACUACAACAUGCAGCGCUCCAACUCCGAUGACGUAGACUCCAUCGGAGAUGGAACCUCGCUGCUGCAUCCGGAUCACGCCUGGAUAGCUGGCUCGCGACGCGGCUCCUCGCAAUCGGAAACCAUGGAGGUGGAGGUCUACCAGCUGGGCAAGGACUUCUCGCGCUCAUUGCCGGGCUCGCGUCGAUCGAGCUUCCAGGAUGCCGAGAAAAAUCGGCUGGAGGAGGACGCCAUGGCCACGCCGCCCACCUCUUAUUUGGUGGGCAGGCGCCGUUCGUCCGUGGCUCGACGCGACCCGGAUGAGAUCUUGAAAUCCUUGAAGGCUGUCCGCGGCGAGCUGGGGCGCACCAUGAGUCUGGGAACCGAGCAGCACAAGCGCAUGGGAUCGAGACGUGCCAGUCGCGUUGGAUUGCCGAGCGGACCGAAUAGUCGCAAGAGUUCCGUUCUGGACUUGUCGCAGCAGCAGCAGCAGCAGUUGCAGCAGCUGCAGCAGUUGCAGUUGCAGCAGCAGCAGUACUUGCAGCAGCAACUGCCCAUGGGCGUGGGCAAUGCGGACACCAGUCCGCCCUCCGAGGACGAGGACAGGCGCUACAGGCCGCGCUGGAAGGGAUCGGGAAGCCAGCUGCCGCCCCAGAGUACCAAGCAGGUGCUCUCCCGGCUCAAGCAGGCCGCCUCCACCUCGAAUGUGGCCCAGGUGGACUCGAGUCGACAGGGCCAACUGCUGCCCACCAAUCCGAUGCAGCAGCAGCAGCGUAAGGGCAGCAUGUUCCAGUUGGGCGAAUCCCAGGCUCUGCAGGCCGUCCAGGGUCCCACCACCACGACCACGCUGCAGAGGAAGGGCAGCAUGUACGUGGCCAAGGUCACCGAGACCCCGCCCCUGGGCACGCCCACCCGCAAGGGCAGCGUCUACCAGAGAAGUGGAAUGGGAUUCGGACUGGGUGUGGAUAGCCCCGGACCCGACAGUCCGCAGCGGAAGCAGAGCGUGGUCAAGACCCUCAGCGGGAGCUAUGUCAACACAUCCACCACCACAGGUGGGGAGUCCAGCUAUGGCCUGAAACUGGGACCCUCGCAGAUCCAUCCCAAGGGCUACCGCCUGACCACCGCGCGUUACGGGGAACUCAAAAUGGGAUUCGUCAAGAUCAAGGGCAACGUGGAGGUGGAGCUAAUCUGCGCCCGUAACAUUGUCAACGAGGACUGCGAGACUCCGCCGGAUACGUACGUGAAGUGCUACAUCAAGGACGGGGACCGCCUGCGCCACAAGAAGAAGACGCGCGUAGUACGCCACGCGGCGGAGCCCAUCUACCGGCAGACCAUUAAGUACCAGAGCUCGGACGUCUUUGGGCGCAACAUCGUCAUCAUGGUGUGGCAGCGGUGCGUGGGCUUCGAGCACAACCAGGGCCUGGGCGGCACGGAGGUGAACCUGGACAAGGUGAGCAUCGGACAGCCCAUCAGCGGAUGGUAUCCGCUCUUCCCGAUGCACAGCUACGGAGGCUCCGAUUCGGACAACUCUCCCUGACCGAACAACCCACUAAUCGCAGUCCGCAGCCAGUGCCGAGGUCGAAGUUCCCUGGAACCGGAGGAAAUCGGUAUCGGAAUGCCACUGCAAGCUCAAUUUGUUAGCGCCUAAGAAAUGGACACCAUACUAUAUAUAUUGUUACUCUGAGAUAUGCAGAUAUAACCCAUAGAAGCAUUACGUCCCCUGUAUGUAUUAGUUAUUAGUUAAAUGAGCUUAGCACGGGCUGGCAGGUGGUUAUGUUACACCAAAUACUAUACACAUUCGUGGUGAGAGAGCUUUGUAAGUAAGGUACACAGGUAAGGCAGCACUAAAGUGGGGGGAGUACGAGUAGUACCCAUAUCAGACAGCACAAUAAUUGAGGAAUCGGAGUACCAGAAGCAUAUAGUAUAUACACGCGUUUAUAUAUUUUUGCUUGUUGUGUUUGUGAAAGUUUAAUGACGUUCGCAUUUGAAUGGAAGUGGGAUUGAGGAAUGGAAACGAAACGGGCACCAAAACAAUAAUGUUGAAAUUUCGAGGCAACGAAGUGGGUGAGCACUCACCCCACAGAGAGGGAUUUAAAGCUUGGUAGCUAACAGAGGCAUACUUGUAACCUAAUAAGUGUUAAUUAAAUGUUGCGCAGAAAAUAAAAACCGAAUAGGCUAGCCCCAACUAUCCGCACAGCUGACAACCCCGCCAAGGUUUCAACUGCUCCACAAACACAAAAUCUGAAUAUCUAAAGGUCUAUAAAGCUGAGCCUCUAAAAAUCGGACUAUCUGAAUAUCCCAAAAUUUGAAAAUCUGAAAAUCUAAAAAUCGAACGAAAUGAAUCUAGUUUAAAUCGACAAUCUUUAUGGGUGUGUGCUUGUGUGGAUGUGAGAAGUGAGUGCGAUUUAAGAGUGAUUAAGACGAAUUUACUGUAGUCAUUUUAUGGUAGGGCAUUGAUUGCAACACAGCAGAUUAAAGACAUCCCCCUCUUCCUGUUUCUCCCACUUUUCCCGCUCUUCAAAACUAUCCAAUAGGAUUUUCAGCCACACAAAACAGGACAAUCUCGUGUAAUGAAAAAAGUGAAAAAUUUACAUUUUCGGAACUUGUGUGUAAAUCUAAUAUCUAUUAAUCAGCGUACAGCCUAACGACUUGGAGUUUCAAACUAAAGUUACAAACACACAUAUAGAUUUAUUUAUACAACGCUUACACUUGAGUCGUAUUACCUAGAGUACUUAAGCUGCAAAGACAUUGUGGAACUUUUACUGUCCUAACACUUUUAACGCUAGUCACGGUUUCUAAAAGGUCCUUAAAAACAAACCAUUUCUUGUGCGAAACUUAACGACUCUUUAACCGUGACAGCAACUAUAUAUCCGUAUCUGCAUCUGUAUCUGUUUCAAGGGCAGCUGCGGGCCUUUCUUAUUGUUAGAUGUUGCUUUAAAAAACCCAAAGAGAAAAUACUUAGUACCAGAUAAUCCAUUGUUGUAUCUUGUAAGUACUUGGUAGUUGUCAAGGUAGUCAGGGUAAAAGAAAUAUUCCUGUUUUAUUUCGGUUGGCUAAUUACUCUUCACAAUCUGGCUGUUGUUUUAUAUACCUAGUUGGGUAACGAAAACUAAAAUGGUUGUGCUAUCUCAAAAUUAAAACUACUUACUAAUGUUCGACUCGUUGAUGGAGCUAUUUCUCCGGCUAAGUGAGCCGCUGUCAACUACUCUUAGGUACUUUUUGGUCUUUUCUACUAAAUAACUCUAAUACUACGACUUUUAUUACUUAUUGUACUUAGCCGGGAGUUGGUAUCGAGGACUUUGAAAACUGUAAAAAUAACACCAUAUCAGCGUGUAGCGUUGGGCUGGAAUCUGGGGAGGAUUGCGCUUCAAAAGUGCCGAGUGGGCUGUAGCAAGGCUUAUAAGAAUACAAAUCUACUACUUGUUAAAAAAUAAAUUAGCCAUUACCUGCGUACACUAUGUAAAACAAUAUACACAGAUGUGAACUAUAUGAAUAUGAACGUACAUAUUAUAUAUUAUUAUAUUUAAAAUAACUGUAGAAAAACCAAAAGAGACCCACAUUAUAUGUAUAUCAAAUUGAGUUUCAAUAAACAUCAAAUAUUUAUUUGAAGUUGUCUAUUA
This is a messenger RNA of Drosophila subpulchrella, 7060 nucleotides long. RefSeq names its product regulating synaptic membrane exocytosis protein 2 (gene Fife). The transcript is spliced from 17 exons. NCBI's taxonomy places the organism in Eukaryota, Metazoa, Arthropoda, Insecta, Diptera, Drosophilidae. Bases 925 to 4977 code for a protein of 1350 amino acids. Gene Ontology annotation, molecular function: small GTPase binding; transmembrane transporter binding. The record is from RefSeq and is a predicted model, not a curated record. Gene Ontology annotation, cellular component: presynaptic membrane; cytoskeleton of presynaptic active zone. Gene Ontology annotation, biological process: regulation of synaptic plasticity; regulation of membrane potential; calcium ion-regulated exocytosis of neurotransmitter.